GUUUAAUAAAUUACAAAUUAUUUUUAUUAGUUUUGUAUGUUUUUGGGCCAAAAGUGUCACAAACGGCGAGUUUUUAACACUCGAUGGCACCGAUUGGUUGGCAAUCAAUCAAAACAAAUAUACGUUAUAAUAAUGUUAAUUAAUAUUACCACCAUGGUUAUAACAGCGAUUCAGGUGAAAGCCCGAGUGCCGGGAAGUAUAUACUCAGACCUGAGACGUGAGGGCGUACUUAAGGAGUCCUUACUGUCCGGCGAUAAUGACCUGAAGUAUCGGUGGGUUUCGUACGACAACUGGACUUUUGAGCGAACAUUCAAUGUUGAUGAGAAAAUAUUGAGCAAACAAUACGUGUAUUUGUUGGCCAACGGUAUCGACACUGUCAGCGAAGUUACCGUAAAUGGCCGACUGAUAGGCCGUACAGACAAUCAGUUUAUACGGUAUAAGUGGGACGUAAAACACGUGUUAAAAGUGGGCCAAAACACGGUUCGUGUGUCCAUACAGUCGGCGCCGUUGUAUUCAAUGCAAAAGUCUAAAGAAUACAAAGAGAAAUACAAAUAUGAAGUUUACCCAUGUACCAAAACAGAUAAUAAUGAGUGUAAUUAUGAUUUCAUCCGAAAAAUGGCCGCAUCUUAUAGUUGGGAUUGG
This is a messenger RNA of Medioppia subpectinata, 642 nucleotides long. Lineage: Eukaryota; Metazoa; Arthropoda; Arachnida; Sarcoptiformes; Oppiidae. The record is from the annotation of a GenBank genome assembly.